Molecule: messenger RNA, 4313 nt
Organism: Melospiza melodia melodia
Lineage: Eukaryota; Metazoa; Chordata; Aves; Passeriformes; Passerellidae
Gene: FAM161A
Product: FAM161 centrosomal protein A
Exons: 5
Coding region: 1164-3248 (694 amino acids)
Biological process (GO): cilium organization
Cellular component (GO): ciliary basal body; cilium; photoreceptor connecting cilium
Source: RefSeq, a predicted model, not a curated record
GCCCGGGCACAGCAGAGCCGAUCCCUUAAUGCGCUUGCGGAGCAGAUGGAGGCACUGCCUGCCCUGCCCUGCUCUCCCUGGGAAGGGCUGGGGCCGCUCCGCGGGGCGAGGAGACAAGCGGGGUUUGAACACGCCGGUUCCGGGAGGUGCGGGGUGCUGGAUCCCAACGCUUCAGGAUUUUUGCAGUGAUAACGUGACAAAACAUAAAAAAUAUUUUUCUUUUUUUUUUUUCUUUUUUUUUGUUGGAAUGUCAGAGCUUAUUAAAAUACCCCUGAGUUGAAAAGUAAUACUCUAAUUAUAUUUAUAAAGAAACUGGCUGAUGAAUUUAUUUUUUUGCUUAGAACAAAAUGAAGCUUUUGUGAUGCUAACCUGGUUUCAAUAACUUCUCUGACUUGUGUAAGCUUUAAAAAUGCUUAAAAAAUGUUAACUGCACACAGCUGCAAGCUGACAAAUAGUACUGGAAAUAUAAGCUGUGCAGAAUUCCUGUCAUUUCACAGUAAGUUAUAGAAAUGGCAUAAAUAUUUAUGCACCACAUCUCUACUGACUUAUUUUUAGAGUGGUUAUGGAACUAGGAGGCAGAGAAGGUUCUGUUUGCUUGUAAAUAAAGGCAUUUUUAGAGCUGCAUAGCAAUCAAGGAAGAACUACACUUUACAAAAUAGUUAAUUUUUUUCUUUUGGUAAAUCCUUUUGAUCAUAUUUCCUCUUAUAAACAUAUUGAUUACAGGGCAGACUUGGGAAUUUUUACAGACUUUAAAUAGGACCCUUAGGAUAUAAAUUAAUAUGCAAUAAGAUUAUUCUAUGUACUUCUACAUUAACAUUUGUAUACAGGUAUCUCUAUUUGUGUUACUUUACCAUUCCUUAGACUUAAUUAGGAGAAAGCAAUAUUAAGAACCUUGUUCCCCUUCCUUCCAGCAGAAAAAAUUUAAAAACAUCUCUUCUAGGAUGGCUUUGACUUGGAUUCAAAUACCAACAGAGAGCAGGCCUCCCCUCCAAAGAGAGACUGUGACAAAUGGAUAGACUUUUCCAAAAUGUACAAUUCAAAUCAAGAGUAUUACUUAAAGCUGGAAGAGUUAAAGAAUGCCCACAUGGAGACCAUGGCAAAACUGGAAAGUAUGUAUCAGAACAAGCUGUAUUUAAAAGGAAUACAAGCCCUGGAUAAGAGAAAUGACACCUCUCCAAAGUGCUGUAGACUCAGACUUGAGCGAUCCCUCGGCCCCAAGCGCAUCGGAUGCAUCUGAUGAAGAAUUAGCGUUUGAGGAGAAUGGCAGCAAAGCUGGAUCAUCCUCAUUUGCUAAACAGCAGAUUGAAAAAAUGUGGGAUGGGUUCUGCCUGGAAGACUACAUCUCCCGUGCCAAGCACAGCCUGCCCAGCUCACCAGCCUGCAGGAAAGUGCACAAGAAAGAGAAAGAGAAAGCGUGGUCCCCCAGAGUCACCGUGCCCAAGCCCUUCCAGAUGACUAUCAGAGAAGCUCAGAAGAAAGAGCAGAACGUCAAAUCCAAGUCACAGAUUGAGCUGGAAAACCACCUGCUGAAGAAGCAGCUGGAGGAGGAGGCAGAGUGUCAGAAGAAGUUCCGAGCCAACCCCGUGCCCGCCGCCGUGUUCCUGCCGCUGUACCAGGACAUCGUGCGGCGCAGCGAGGAGCGCAGGAGGUCGGUGAGGGAGAGGAGCAGGCUCCAGCUCCUGGCCACACAAAAACCCUUCAAGUUCAUUGAGCGAGAGAGGCAAAGGCGUGAAGCCAGGAAAAUGCAGUUAAAAGACCUUUCCCCACCUGAAAAUAAAAUCAAAGUGUUCAGAGCGAAACCAGUCCCCAAGUGUGUUUAUAGUGCAGAUUUCCAUGACAAGGUGAAGGAGGAGGAGCUCUGCAGGGAAAUCAGGAUCAGGAUGAGAGCUGAGGAGCUGCUGCGAAAUUCAUCCGUACCCAACAGCAGACUGGCCUUAAAAGGGACCAACAAAAAGAAGAAACACAGGAGCACUGAGCCAAAGCAAAUGGAGCACAAGGUCAGGAUCAAAUCAAGCGUUCCCGAUUUUGAACUCCUACAUGAGAAAUUCCAGAAACGCCUUCUGCAACAAAAAAAAGUGAAACCCCUCACGGUCUGUGAGCCUUUUGACCUUUGUACUUCUUACAUCCCUUCAAAAAAGGACAAGAUCUUGAAGGACAUGCAAGAGGAUGAGGAGAAAUUGAAGGAAACUCGGUGGCCAUUUGCCUCUCCAAGAAGGAAGCCUCAGUCAGGGGCAAAGCCUCAUCUGGGAGAGGGAAAAUCCAAACCUCCCAGAACCACAGAAUCCACCAGACGACGGCUGCAAGCCCUGAGGAACAAUGAGAGGCAAAGAAGGCAGGAAUACUUGCAAGAACUGCAAGAAAUGGAAGAAAGAGUGAAACAAAUGCCAUUGCUUUUUGAAAGAGUCACUCAGAAAAAUGCCAGAAUAGCUGCAGAAAAGUAUUAUUCAAACAGGCUGAGAGCACUGGGGAUCUGCCCAGAGUUUGUUUCAAAGAAAGGAGGAGCAGCCAAAUCUCUGCAUUUCUCCACUGCUGGGGAUUUCACCUCCACUGCUGGCAGAGCAAGAAUCACCAAGGUUAAAGUGAGAAAAAUUCAAUUCUUGGAGGAAGCAGCUGCUGACAGUCCCCAUUCUGAGCAGUCCUGGGAGGAGGAGGAGAAGGGAAAAGGUGUCAAAACCUCCACCCCAGAUGGGCAGUGCAGUGACCUGGAGGAUGGGGCUGGCCUUGGGCCUGGAUCCGGCCAGCACAGGGACCAGGGGGAGGAGGAGGAGGAGGAAGGCAAGGCAGACCUUUCACUUGGCCAUUCCCAGGAGGAAGAGGAGGAGGAAGAGGAAGCAAAGGCAGAUCCAUCGCUUAGUCAUUCCCAGGAGGAGGAGGAAGAAGCAGAAGCAGGUCCAUCUCUGGACCAUUCCCAGGAGGAGGAAGAGGAGGAGGAGGAAGCCAAGGCAGGCCCAUCCUGUGGCCAUUCCCAGGAGGAGGAAGAGGAGGAGGAGGAAGCCAAGGCAGGCCCAUCCCAUGGCCAUUCCCAGGAGGAGGAAGAGGAGGAGGAGGAAGCCAAGGCAGGCCCAUCCCGUGGCCAUUCCCAGGAGGAGGAGGAAGAAGAGGAGGAUGAGUCCAGCCCCAGGUCUGAUGGCUCCCGUGAAGAGGAAGCUCAGUCUGACCCUGAAGCUGAGGGUGCUUUCCAGUAUGAGGAUGAGGAGUAUGAGAGUGAUGACUCUGAGGAGAAGGCCAGUGAUGAGGAAGGGCACUGAGAAAGGGCUGGGGCUCAGGAGCCUCUCUCACUGCUGGCUGUGCUUUUUGAAGCACUUUGUGUAUUUUCAAUAUUGCUUCCUCUGGGAACCAUCCCCUCCUGCCCAUGGUUAUCACAACACCAAGCAGGUUAUGUUCUCUUUUCCUUUGAGGAAGAAAUUAUUACAUCAUUACCUUUUACAGCUGCUCCAGAUGAAGAGAAUAACAAAAGAAUUCAAAUUCUUGAAGCAAAUGUUUAAAGCCAUCCCUGGUUUGGAAUUCUGGUCUCAUGUAGAAUCCUCAAUUGCAGCAAGGAAAACAUUUGCCUGAGUUUGGCACAUAACAGGCACUCUAAAGAUCAAGGUAUAUUAUUAAAUAUUGUAUCUCACACCAGAGGAAAACUUGGUGCUUUGCUACACAUCCAAAAUUCUGUGAAUUUGUACCUCUUAGUUUAGGAGUCCUGCCAGUGCAGGAAUUCUGUUUGUUUUCCAGUCAGAAAGCUCAAGUUGCUCUUUUUCACCAAGAAAAUAAUUUAUUUUAUAUUACUGCUCUUUGUUGCACUCUUCAGUGACAUUGGUGCACCUGUGUUCCCAAAGUGAGCUGCAGCCUCACUGUUUAAUAAUAAAUUACACAAUAAUUUAAUAAUAAAUUACAGGGUGCUGAGUAACUGCUGAGGCUCCAAUCCAGCCAAGGCAGGGCAGGUUUUGGAGCAGGAAUUGCCAUUUUGCCCCUGCAAAAGGGGAAUCUUUUUACCUCAGGGAGCUCCAGUUGUAUGAAGCUGAGCAAGGGAGUGCUUUAAUAGCUCUUCUUACACACUGGCUACUCAGGACUUCAGCUAAUGCACAAAAAACUCUCCAAAAAUGUUUAGGAUUUAUUUUUUUCUUGUAUCAGUACUCCCUUCCCCUACUCUUGACUUUCUUGCUAAAAAAUAUGUCAUCCUUUUUCCCCCCUUGUUUUGUUACACACUUUCUCUGAGUUUGGAAGUUUUUUAAGCAUUCUUACUUUUAUUUGUUUUUAAAGUGUGAACAUAACUAAUGUGAAUUUGAAACAUUUUUAAAACUUGAAUAAAAUAUCUGUGAAAUUAUUAA